This is a messenger RNA of Acaulospora morrowiae, 986 nucleotides long. NCBI's taxonomy places the organism in Eukaryota, Fungi, Glomeromycota, Glomeromycetes, Diversisporales, Acaulosporaceae. The record is from the annotation of a GenBank genome assembly.
AGGAGAGUAUCGACAUAUAUGAUGAAGUAUUUAAUGAAACUUCGACGGAGAAGGCCAAAGAACCCGUUUUCGAAGAAUUUAUAUACCCCUAUUCUCCGGGUGAAGAUGACAUGACCUUGGUAGAAAGUAUACUCACUUCCGAAAAGCUCACUCGUUUUUACAACAAGUUACACCUUCUAAGAUCAGACUUUAAAUACAUAAGUCUGGAUGGCGAAGAUGGAUGCCCUCCCACCAAGCCAAACGGAUUCUUACUUUCAAAUAUUCCCGCAUCAUGUAAUCAGCUAAACCUAUACACCAUCUUUGGAGUUUUUGGACAUAUCUUUUUCCAAUGGAUCGACGACACCAAUUGUUGGCUGAUAGUUAAGGAUGAUAAGAAGGUGAAUAAGGUUCCACAAGGGGUACUGGGGCAGACAAAAUUGUUCUCAUUAUUUUUAGAAGGAGGAAAGAAUUAUGAUCUGGCACUAGAAAAAGGAAUUACAAAGGAGAUGGGCGAGAUUUGCAUUCAAUCAUGGAGAAAUUGGGUCAAAUCAAUAUUAUACGCAGAAUCAGAGGAAAAGAGUGAUGCGGAGGAGAGACAGAACGAUGACGCCGCAUCAAUAGAUGUUAACGAACUAGACGUGAAGGUAGAAGAAAAUGGGUUCGACAGCGAUCAGGUUAAGGUAGAGUUUGGAAUUAGUAACUCUUUUCCUGCACCUCACGAUGAACCAGCGCCGUCAUGGGAUUAUCCCAAGGGGGACAAUUUUGUGAGUGAAGAAGUGAACAUCGAAUGGUUAAGGAAGGAAGAGAACACAUAUAAUACGAAUUACGAGAACGGUGAUGGCAAUUUGAAAGACGAAGAGGAAAAGCAGGAUGGUUGGGACGUGAUUUCAUCAGAAACAUUAAAUACUAGUGCUAAACGUACGUUGUCGACGCCUCAACCUCCAGUGGAAGAGGAAGAAAGCGACAGCGAAAUGAAUGGUGCUUUCAAGAAAACCAAGAUUGGAUAG